AUGCGCGCACCAGUUACGUGAAGAGGCAUGAUGGCUGAAACAAGUGUGCUGGUGUCACUUGUGGAGGAAUUUGUCUCCGGAUUGCAAGACAGUAAAGCCAAAGAUACAGCUGCAGGUCUCAAAAAUGGAGAGUUUACUAUUCUGCAGUUAGUGGAUGCAUUGGGACUGAGUCUGACCAGCACUCAGCCUCAAACUCGAGCCAGAGGAAUCAAGCUGCUCUCUGAAGUGUUAGAAGAUGUAGACCUCACUAAGAAAGAAGUUGAAGUUCUUAAAGCGUUUUAUGAGAACCGGCUGGGCGACGAUCACAUAACCACACCGCCUGUCUUGCAGGGGCUCAGAAUACUUAUACAAAGCCCAAGAUUGCCUCCUGGUGCAGCAGUUUCCAUAUUGAAGUCUAUCUUCCAUAAUGUUUAUGUUCGGUCGCUGCUGCUGGCUGACCGAGUGGCUCUCUCUAAGAUGCUCCUUAACGUCAUGGACACCAGAGAGGCUGAACUGAAAGAUUUUGGAGCAGACUUUGUUUUUGGAUUCAUCCAGUCGAUAGAUGGGGAGAGUGACCCUCGCAAUAUUCUCUUAGCCUUCCAAAUUGCCAAGAAGAUCAUCCACAGAGGUUACAGUCUGGGUCACUAUACAGAGGAUCUUUUCGAUGUGACGUCCUGCUAUUUCCCCGUUGACUUUACUCCGCCCCCCAACGACCCUCGUGGUAUCACCAGAGAGGAACUGGUCCAAGAACUGAGGCAAGUCCUCACAGGAACUCCUAAAUUUGCUCAGUUUCUGUUGCCCCUCAUCAUUGAAAAGCUGGACUCGGAUGUUCAGAGCGCAAAGUUGGACUCUCUUCAGACCUUGGCUGCUGGUGUUGCAACGUAUGAACACGAAGAUUUGGCAGAAUUCCUCGAGGGACUGUGGGCGUCUUUGCGCAGAGAGGUGUUCCAAACCUCAAGUGAAAAAAUUGAGUCGGCAGGCCUCGCUGCUCUUACCGCCAUCACCUCCUGUCUUUCUCGCUCGAUUGUUAAGUCGGAUUCUGAAGACGCCCUCAGCACUUUCUUGGAUAUGGUUCUGAAAGACUGCAAGCAUCAUCUGAGCGAGCCGGACCUGAAGCUAAUGUGGCCCAGCGCUAAGCUACUCCAGGCUGCUUGCAGCGCUUCCAACAGGGCGAGUCACAUGAUCGUCGCGGCAGUCAUGCCGGCGCUCAUCGAGCAGUACAACAGCAAAAACCAGUGUUCACAUAGACGCACAUUAUUGGAGGUGAUGCUGCGGUUUAUUCAGUCUGUUAAGAGCAGCAAGUCAUCAGAAAACGAGGAGCAUAUGCUCUCUGGUAUCUGCCCGUCGUUGUGCUGCCUCACUUUUGCAGCUCUUUCGGAGACUAACAGCAGCCUGCAGAUCACGGCCACGGCGAUGCUCAUGGCACUGGCGCGACAAAGCGGUUUAUUAGAAAAGGCUCAAAUCGAGCUGGCUGUCGAUCAUUUGGCUCGACUGUUGCUGUCGGAUGAAGACGACGCAGUCAGUCUCGCUGUGGUAUCAUGUGCCGGAGGCUUGGCAGAACUGCACCCGAAUGUUUUUGUCAGCAAUAUGAUCCCGAGGAUGAAGAAAGCCAUCUUUUCAGAGUCAAUGGAGCUAGAGGGAGAGUACAUAAAACAAACGCAGUCUGCAGUGCGCCAGCGCUGUUUGUCCAUGUUGGCGGCAGUUUCCGCCAAGCCCAGUGUGGCGCAGGAGAGCACGUCAGUCCUCUUGGAAGUCCUCGAUGCAGCACAUUCUGGCAAAUUUGGUUUCUCAUUAGAGGAGGCCGUGUUAGCGUGCAUCAGCUUAAAGAAAAUAGCCGAGCUGGUGGAAGACCGCGAAGACUCCGGCCGAUGCUUCCAUGACAUCAUCAUCCCGCGACUGCUUUCACUAGCGCUUCAAGCAGCGCUUAAAGGUGAGAGCUCAUCUACUCACCAGAGUCCUCUCGCAGAGGAGGCGGUCCUUUCCGCCAUGGUCGCUAUCAUCAGCACAGCUUGCUCCAGGCUGCAGCCAACACUGGCGGGCCAGACGGCAGCGAAGCUUGUCUCGCUCUUCCUGGAUGGUGACGUCCUCUUUCUGCCCGGCAACUCUUUCCCGUCACACAUCAAGUUGCUGGCAAAUAAACAGCACGAUGACUCUUGGAAGCUAUCUCAGAUGGUUUGUCUGCUGAUGGCAUGCGUGUGCUCUUUACCUCGCACUGUGUCGGUGCCCCAAUUGGAGCGGCUGCUUUCAGAGCUGGAAGAGAUGAGUUGCACUUGCAGCCACCCGAUGUCAUACAUCUCCGCUGCCAAGUGUUUCGCUGGCCUGGUCAACAAGAUCCCUUUGGGCGACUCUCUUGACAGUCUACUCCAAAAGACAAUGACCAGAAUUUUGAACGAGUUGAACGCAGCAGCUUUAGGUGUUCGCAUGCAGGCAUUCACGCUCUUGAUAUGGGUGGCCAAGGCUCUGCUUCUCCGCUACCACCCAACAUGCACAACACUGACUGACAAGCUCUUCUCGCUGCUGGAUGACGCCGAUCUGGGCUCGGCGGCGGCUGACAGCUUCUCGCUGCUGAUGAGCGACUCCGCCGACGUCCUUAGCCGCCGUUGCCACGCAGAUGUUCGCAUCAUGUACCGCCAACGCUUCUUCAGCGAGAACUCAGCCAAGCUGGUGCAAGGUUUCACCGCGGCUCCUCAAGAGAAGAAACCAAACUACCUGAAGGCUCUGUCCAAUAUUGUCAACAAACUACCCAAGCAGGUUCAAGUUACUGAACUACCAGCGCUGCUGUCACUGUUACUCGAGGCCUUGACGUACCCCGACCAGGGCGUCCAGCUUUCCACGCUGUCCUGUCUGGAGCCUGUCAUUGCUGACCCGCCACCGGCGCUCAUCCAACAGCUUGAAGCUUUAAUGGGCAGAUUGCUGCCCCUCACGUCCGCUCCCACCAUGAAUGUCAAGAUCGCAUCACUGCGGUGUAUCUACGCCCUUUCCCGCUUCCCUGAGCAUGAGGUUUUGCCGUUUCGGGCCCGAGUGCUGCGAGCCUUGGCCAGACCUCUAGAUGAUAAGAAGAGGCUAGUGAGGAAGGAGGCGGUUCAGGCUCGAGGAGAGUGGUUCCUCUUGGGAAGUCCUGGAGGAAGGUGAUUUAUAUUUUUUAGUUUGAAAAAAUCUCUACACAAUAUAGUCAAAGAAUAAAGACACAUGGAGUCCGACAUUCAAAUGAUCUAGAAUUUCCUUCCUACUGAAAUGCGGGUUGGACGUCUGUCUUCAUAAACGCACAAUUGAGUCACACUGACCAACUUCUAGAACGUUACAAUUUAACAUCUAUUUGUAUAUUCAUGUGCCUACAGUUUUUGUCUUUGUUCAAUGUGUGUCCUCUGAAGAAUGUAAUCAAGUGUUUGUAUCGAUUGAACAGGGCCUUAAAGUAUUAUUUAAUAAUUCUACUUUUAAGAUAAAGAUUGUUUAUGUCUCAAAGGACAGCAUUUGAAGUGGAGUUAAUAUACAAACAUAUUAAAUGAGCUGCACAAUAACCUACAUAAGAAAACUGACUCCCAUUUUAUAAUGUGUAAAUAUGUUUUUAGAGUUCAUUUACACUUUUAGGUUUAGACCACGCAAUAUCAAUCAAUCUUUGUUUUAGGACUGGUUGACUUUAAACUUCAUUCAAACCAUGGAAAUGAAUUUAAAAUGGCAAAUAAAACAAUUGUAUUUAUAA
Messenger RNA from Syngnathus typhle (broad-nosed pipefish), 3679 nucleotides. It is a transcript of the gene mms19, whose product is annotated as MMS19 homolog, cytosolic iron-sulfur assembly component. The coding region runs from base 28 to 3111 and encodes 1027 amino acids. Lineage: Eukaryota; Metazoa; Chordata; Actinopteri; Syngnathiformes; Syngnathidae. The transcript has 31 exons. The record is from RefSeq and is a predicted model, not a curated record. Gene Ontology annotation, biological process: iron-sulfur cluster assembly. Gene Ontology annotation, cellular component: MMXD complex; cytosolic [4Fe-4S] assembly targeting complex.